Molecule: messenger RNA, 783 nt
Organism: Metarhizium brunneum ARSEF 3297
Lineage: Eukaryota; Fungi; Ascomycota; Sordariomycetes; Hypocreales; Clavicipitaceae
Gene: ver1
Product: Versicolorin reductase 1
Molecular function (GO): oxidoreductase activity, acting on the CH-OH group of donors, NAD or NADP as acceptor
Source: RefSeq, a predicted model, not a curated record
AUGGCCGUUGACACUCUAUCCCUCGAGGGCAAGGUUGCCAUUGUUACUGGCUCCGGACGGGAGAACGGCAUCGGGGCUGGCAUCGCCCUGGCCCUGGCCCGCAACGGGGCGUCCGUAGUUGUCAAUCAUCUAUCAGACUCGUCUGCUGAUCGAGCUGCCAACGUAGCGCAGAUGCUGAGGCAGGCCGGGGGCAAAGCCAUUGUCGUCCAGACCUCGGUCGACACCUUGGAAGGGGCUAAAUACAUUGUCCAAAAGACGCUCGAGGGUUUCCAGACCGACCAUAUCGACAUCCUGGUGAACAAUGCCGGAGUCGGCUAUGCGAGCCGGAUCCUGAAUGAGAUCAACCAGGCUGAAACGGAUAGGGUCUACCAGAUCAACGUCAACGGGCCAUUGUACAUGGCUCACGCCGUGGUUCCUCACAUGCCGCCCGGCGGUCGGAUUAUCAACGUCUCGUCUACAAACGCCAAGCUCGGCCACGAGUUGUUGUCAACGUAUUCUGCGAGCAAGGCGGCCCUAGAUAAUCUGACUGUGUCGUGGGCCGGAGAGCUUGGCAGGAGCAAAGGCAUCACCGUCAACUCGGUAGCUCCCGGCCCAGUCCUCACUGACAUAAUACCCAAAGAACAAAUGGAUGCUAUCAUGCAGCCGCAGAUUGACAUGACGAAAGCUGCUGACAGGGCCGGCACACCCGCGGAUAUCGGCGACGCCGUGCUUCUUCUCGUUAACGAGAAGGCCAGGUGGAUCACUGGGCAAAAUAUUUCUGUAAGCGGUGGUGUCACGCACUGA